Cuculus canorus (common cuckoo) is the source of this 2297-nucleotide messenger RNA. RefSeq names its product keratin, type II cytoskeletal 80. The coding region runs from base 228 to 1625 and encodes 465 amino acids. The record is from RefSeq and is a predicted model, not a curated record. NCBI's taxonomy places the organism in Eukaryota, Metazoa, Chordata, Aves, Cuculiformes, Cuculidae. Gene Ontology annotation, biological process: keratinization; intermediate filament organization. Gene Ontology annotation, cellular component: keratin filament. The transcript is spliced from 9 exons. Gene Ontology annotation, molecular function: structural constituent of skin epidermis.
UGUAAUUCAUUAGCCAAUCCACGAGCCGAGGAGACAGGAAUUAAGCCGACCAAAUUCCUUGGCGUGCCACUGCUCUCCUUCCCUUUGAGGCAGCAGCACCAGCGAGAAAGCUUCACCUCUUUUCUUUCCCCCUCCUCUUGCCCUUCUCCUCCAGCGGCAGAGCCACCAGCUGAGCGUGACCAAGCCUUGCAGUGGUUCCCCUCUCCCCCUGGGAGGUGGAAGGGAAGAUGAGCAGAGGAAAAGCAGCCAGCACAUCCCCGGAUCGCCUGGGCCACUGCAGUCCCAACGGGGCGGCCAGCAACGGCUACGGUGCACCCGGCCUCCACGGAGACGGUGGAUACCAAUGCUCCUCUUACUCCUUCUCCAUUGAUGGGAGACUCGUGACCCCCGUGCACCUUGAUAUCGACCCCGACUUCCAAGCCAUGCGGGAGCAGGAGAAAGAAGACAUCAAGUCGCUCAACAACCAGUUCGUGACCCUAAUUGAGAAGGUCCAGUGCUUGGAGCAACAGAACAAGAUCCUGACGACAAGGUGGAACUUCCUGAAAGAUCAAGACAAUUCCCACUCCGAGUCGGACAUCAAGACCAUCUAUGAUCAGUACAUGAGCAAAAUGAAUCAAGAGAUGAAGUCACUCAACUACGAGCAGGAAGAUCUCGAGUCGGAGCUGACAAAGGUCCUGGGCACCAUGGAUAACUUCCGAAGCAAAUACGAGGAUGAAAUUCGCCUCUGUAGCGGCAUGGAAUACACCUUCAUGGAGCUCAAAAAGGAUUUAGAUGUGAGCACCUUGUACAGAACUGAGCUGGAGGUAAAACUCAAUGGGCUUCGAGAGCUGAUGGACUUGAAAAAAACCAUCUACAAGCAGGAACUCGAGGAGCUGCUGACAGAAAUCAAGGACAUUUCUGUGGUCCUGGGAAUCGAGAACGCAUGCAAACUUGAUCUGAGCAGAAUCGUGGAAGAUGUGAGGGCCCAGUAUGAAGCCCUGGCUCUUCGCAGCUGGGAGGAGGCAGAAGCACUCACCAGGAGAAAGCUGAACGAAGGAAGCAUCCAGUCCAGCACCUACGGGGGCCACCUCCUCGACAGCCGGCGGGAGAUCGCAGACCUGAACAUACAGAUCCAGAAGCUGAGGUCCUGCAUCGUGUCCCAAAAGAGCCAGUGCCUGUACUUAGAGGAACACAUCAAGGAAGCAGGAGAACACGGCGAGACAGCCCUCAAGGAUGCCAAAGCCAAACUGGUCAAGCUAGAAGAAGCCCUACAGAAGAGCAAAGAGGAUAUAGCUCACCUGGUGAAAGAGUAUCAGGAGCUGAUGAACAUCAAGCUGGCGCUGGAUGUGGAGAUCCUCACUUACAGGAAGCUGAUGGAAGGAGAGGAGAACAGCAUGGAGCAACCAAUACCCACAGUCAUCAGCACCGUCCACUCCAGACCAAAGCACCUUUCUGCCAGCACCUUGAGGAACUCCAAGCUGUUUGCCAGAGGAACGGGCAGCACCAACGGGGAGAUGAAGCCAAACGGAGACCGUACAAAGACGCUGCCCUCUAGAAGCCACAGCGACAGCUCAGCCGUGCCAGAAGCAGACGCCCUCAGCAGCGGAGCCCGGGCAAAGCUCAGCUCCACACAAGAAUGCUCCUAGGAGAAACAGAGCUCCGCAGCGUUCACGCAAGAACGGCAUCUGUAGCCAAAUGAGGAUAAAUCACUUUCUCCUGAACUCAAGCCACCAUCCGAGGGACAAAGGAUGAGAAUCCACUCCAGGCUGUCUCUUAAGUUCGUCUUUACACGUCCCAGUUAGCAGCUCUAUUACCAGUUAUAAGCAGAAUUCAACCCGGGAUUUUAGAGACCCAUUCCGAUACCCACACCACCACCUUCCUCUCUAGGUCUGUUUUGCCAGAUGAACCUGUAGGAAACCUGGAAGAGCGGGAAGCGUCCUCACACAAGCUCCUAAGCAGCAGCCCAGUUGUUUCACCAGUACCACAAACCCAUUCCUUCUGCUCUGCCUGCGAGAGGCGUUCACUGAUGUGGCUUUCAAAGGAAAGCAGCAUCAGCUUUCCAAACGGAGCUGGUGGGGAGAUGCAGGGAAACGAUGUGAGCUGGGUGGAUUUGGGACACCGGGAUUUGCCUGUCUGGUGACAAAGCUACUGGUUGUACUGGGGGAUCCUCGGCCGCUUCAGAGUAUUUAACUGAUUCUACUGCCUUUUGGGUGGCCCUUCUGUCCUUCCCAUCCCAGCAAAGCUAAAACUCCUUUAAACUUUUGUUUUCAUAAUCCACCUUUCCAGCAGAGAGCACCUCCAUGCGUCUCACCUGAAGG